Maniola jurtina (meadow brown) is the source of this 606-nucleotide messenger RNA. Its product is annotated as bilin-binding protein-like. Gene Ontology annotation, molecular function: pigment binding. Bases 19 to 606 code for a protein of 195 amino acids. The record is from RefSeq and is a predicted model, not a curated record. The transcript is spliced from 4 exons. Lineage: Eukaryota; Metazoa; Arthropoda; Insecta; Lepidoptera; Nymphalidae.
ACCUAGUCAAGCAUCAUCAUGUUCGCUUUAGUCCUCCUCAGCGUUGUGGCUGCGGCCUCCGCCAACGUCUACGUUAACUCCGGUUGUCCCGACGUAAAGCCCGUAGACAACUUCAACCUUAAAGCUUACGCAACAGGCAAAUGGUAUGAAGUAGCCCGGUACCCCAACAAGAUUGAAACAGACAGCCACUGCGGCUGGUCCGACUACGUCCUGAGCGGCGAUGUUUUCUCCGUCAAGAACUACGACGUUACCAACAGCAAGCUUCGUACUAUCGAAGGCUCAGCUCAACUGGCUGAUGAUGCAGGCAAGACCGGCAAAAUGGUCUUCAGCUACCCAUAUGGAGUUGCCGGUGCCACCACCAAGAGCACAUUGUGGGUCCUCGGUACCGACUACGAUAACUACGCCGUUGUCUACUUCUGCAAAUACGACGAGGAGAAGAAGAGCCGUCAAGACUUCACCUGGGUGCAAUCCCGCACAAAGACAUUCGAUGGUGCUGCCAAGGCCGCCGCUGAAAAGAUCGUCAAGGACAGCGCCUUCCUCGACAGCAGCAAACUGGUCUUCCCCGACUUCUCCGAGGCCGCCUGUGCUUUCGAUGCGCCAAAAUAG